AAAUUGCCAAGUCAGUGAAAGUGUGAAGCAGGAAGAGACAAAUCAUGAUGGUGGGGAAUUGAUUCUGCUGGUAAAGGUGAGUUACUCUGAACAAUCAAGUAGCUUGUUCAUUACUCUCUGCUGUAUAAAACUGAAACGCCAAGACUUGCUAGAUCCAGUUGUACUUGCAACUAAGUGGGUUCAUUUUGCACUUUGAACCUUGAGCUAUUUCUUCUGGUUUGAUCCUCGUCCUCUGCAUCAUCAGAGGAAGUUGCAAAGAUGGCAAACACCGACCAAGAAAGUGAUCCACUAAUUGAAAACAACCACCAACCCCAAGAUUCGGUAAUUGAAAUCCCUGUAGAAGUCUUAGAGCUUGCGCCUGAGUGUUGUAUUUACAAGGUCCCUAGUCGUUUUCGUGAAGCAAACCAAAAAGCCUACAUUCCUCAGUUGAUUUCAAUAGGGCCUCUUCAUCAUGGUAACGAAAAUUUGGCUACAAUGGAACGGCAAAAGCUGAGAUAUUACAAGAAAUUUUCAGAAAGGACUUGUGAGAAGACAUUGAAACAAUUUGAGAGCUACAUCGAAGAUCAUGCAGAAGGUAUAUGUAGGUGUUAUGAAAUCCAGUGUAUUCUUUUGUUAGAGGCUCCCAAGUUUAAGAAGAUAAUAUUACAUGAUGCAGUUUUUAUAAUUGAGCUCUUCUUGAGGGAAAGUGAAAAUUAUUCCGACGAUGACUUCUUAAGCCGCAAAGCAUUGUUAAGUGUCGAACUUCCAACAGAUUUGAUGUUACUUGAAAAUCAACUCCCGUUGUUUGUCCUUAAAGAACUAUAUAACCUAGCAUUUCCUAACUCUGGUAUCUCUUUUCUCGAACUUGCUUGUUGGUACUUCGAUAUCCAUACUGAUCGAUCAUUGAAAGAAAAAGAGAUUAAACAUUUUACGGAUUUAAUUAGAUACCAAGUAGUGAGUAAUCGUCCGCGAAACAUUGAUCGGUCGAGAAUCCACAAUAUCUACAAUGCAUCGAUGUUGCAUGAGGCUGGUGUGAAGUUUACUGGUGUUAAAAGUGGUAUAUUUAAGAUUGGUAGGAGUACAAUUAAUAAUACUAUAAACAGCUUGCUUGACGUAGACUUUGAGAAGGGAGAGCUAAAACUCCCAGCUAUUGAUGUAGCGUAUGAAAGUGAGACUCGUUUCAGAAAUCUGAUGGCUUUCGAACAAUGUCACUAUCCAUAUAAGGCUCACUUUUGUAGUUAUAUUCAAUUACUAGACUCUCUUGUUGACACUAGUGAAGAUGUAGAUUUACUGGUAAAGGAAAGAAUUAUUGUCAAUAGAUUGGGUAGCAGUGCAGCUGUGGCGGAUAUGAUUAACAAUCUUGCAGUGGGAAUUGUACAUUCAACUACGCUCUAUGGCAAAAUCGGACGUGAUCUAAACCAGUACAAUGAUAAUUCUUGGAAUCAUAGAUGGGCAGCCUUGAAGCAUGUCUACUUCAACAAUCUUUGGAGAGGAACUGCGACUGUUGCUGCUUUUAUUGUGGUGGUACUCACUCUUACGCAAACUAUAUUGGCAAUCUUGGAACGAGUAAAGCCCACAAAAUAAAAUCAGUCUUUUUGUUUGUACUAAUAUGUGUUUAUUUCGCACUUCUAAGUUUAUUUGCUUGACCGUGUGAGUAGAAGGGUGGUUUGGAUUCGAACUUUGUUGCUUUUGUCAGGGAACAAUUGUAUUCCUAUUAGAUGUUGUCAUAUUUUUAUGGGAUUGGAUUGUUUCUAUUCAAAAUCCACAUCUUUCCUUAUUAA
Theobroma cacao (cacao) is the source of this 1760-nucleotide messenger RNA. Its product is annotated as UPF0481 protein At3g47200-like. The record is from RefSeq and is a predicted model, not a curated record. Lineage: Eukaryota; Viridiplantae; Streptophyta; Magnoliopsida; Malvales; Malvaceae.